GUGAGAGAAAUGGCUGCUACCACACUAAGUGGCCUGCUACAGUGCAAUUUUCUCACUAUGGAUGCACCCAUGCAGACCCAUUUUGAACAGCUGUGCAAGAUGAGGUUACCGAAAAAGCGGAAGCGAGACCUGGGUUCGGUGAUGGAUCCAAUUCCUUCUGGUGACCUGGUCAAACGCCACGCCGGUGUGCUGGGGCUGAGCGCCUGCAUUUUGUCCAGUCCCUAUGAUGUGCCCACCUGGAUGCCACAGCUCUUGAUGGAUCUCAGUGCCCAUCUUAACGACCCUCAGCCUAUUGAGAUGACUGUGAAAAAAACACUGUCAAAUUUCCGGAGGACCCAUCACGACAACUGGCAGGAGCAUAAACAGCAGUUCACGGAUGACCAGCUGCUCGUGCUUACUGACCUCUUGGUUUCACCGUGCUACUAUGCAUAG
This is a messenger RNA of Tauraco erythrolophus (red-crested turaco), 432 nucleotides long. The record is from RefSeq and is a predicted model, not a curated record. Lineage: Eukaryota; Metazoa; Chordata; Aves; Musophagiformes; Musophagidae.